Molecule: messenger RNA, 2548 nt
Organism: Moneuplotes crassus
Lineage: Eukaryota; Ciliophora; Spirotrichea; Euplotida; Euplotidae
Source: the annotation of a GenBank genome assembly
AGGAAAAGAAAUGACUACACUUAAAGGUGAAGAGGCUGAUCUACAGAUUGUGAUGGUAGACAGUGUGUAUUUUCCAUCACAAAGACUUCGGAUAAAGACUGAUGACCCAAAUUCUGUAUUCAAGAAUUACCAAGGAGAUGUAUUUGGCAUCUUUUGAACAAAUUCAACUCCUCUGGCAAGCAGCACAAAGAAUUCUACAUACCCCAAUCAAAUGGGAGUCAUGGUAAAUAUCGUGAAGGAGGAAAGCUUGACAGAGAGAUCUCCAUUUGUCAAAAACUACACUGAUUUUGUUGUAGAAUGUACCAAGAGAAUUAUAAUCUGACAAGAAAUCACCGACUUCUCAGCCUUCGAGAAAUCCUCCCAGGUGAUCAAUGCUAAGGUGCAAUAUCUCGAUGAGAAUGAGAAUGAAGAAGAGAUCCAAGAGGUCAAAGAGACUAAGCUAGACGAGACUCUUCGGACUCUCGCUAUCAAGUAUUGAACUAUCCCUCGUCUUGGUAUCGGAGUAUCUUCUGUGCUUCAGCAAAAAGCCAAAGCCAUUCAAAAUUGUCUGAAUAUCACCGACUUAUCUUUCAGGUGAUGCUCUCUCCUGUUCAUGACUAGCAAUGAAGCCAAGUACAAGCUUCUAGAGACUAAUUCCCUGAAGGAAAGGAUCGUCAAUUGAAUCAAUCACUUAAAAACAGAGAUCAACAUUACCGAAGAGAAUAAUGAAAAGAGGAAAAAGAAUCAGAUGAAAAAGUUAAAUCUUGAUAAUGUUGGACUCACCGACCUCUACCAAGGAGUGAAGACAAAGCGCCCUCGCAUGAAGAAAGGUGGUGCUGAUAACACAGAAGCCAUCCAAGAGCUUCUUGAAAAGUUCGAAAAAUUAGAUCUACCUGAAGAAGCAAAAACUAUCGUGGUGAGAGAGCUCAAGAACUUAUCAAGAAUGCAGCCUUCCCAUCAUGAGUAUGGUAAUAUUGAGAAAUAUCUUGAAACUCUUGCUGAACUUCCUUGGAAUAAAAGCCAGGAGGAGAACCUAGACCCUAAAAAUGCUCAGAUAAUUCUUGAUGAAGACCACUACGGACUUGAAAAAGUUAAACAAAGGAUAGUUGAGUUCCUUGCCAUAAGAAAAUUAAAGGAUGAUCAUAAGGGUACUAUCUUAUGCUUCAAUGGCCCUCCAGGUGUAGGAAAAACUUCCCUCGGUAAAUCGAUUGCUAAAGCACUUGGUCGGAAGUUCUACCGUAUAGCCUUGGGAGGAAUCAAAGACGAAAGCUUGAUUAGGGGCUUUAGAAGAACUUAUGUUGGAUCAACUCCUGGUGUCAUUAUCCAAUCUCUGAAGAAAGUGAAUACAAACAAUCCCGUCUUCCUUUUAGAUGAAAUAGACAAAAUUGGACAAGAUUGGAAGGGAGAUACUAGCAGUGCAAUGCUUGAGGUACUAGACCCUGAGCAGAAUACCAAGUUCACCGAUCACUACUUGGCCACCCCAUUUGACCUCUCACAAGUAAUGUUCAUAGCUACUUCAAAUAACCUCGAGACUAUCCAUCCAGCUCUAUUGGACAGAAUGGAGGUAAUUGAUAUCAGUGGGUAUUCAGUAAAGGAGAAAGUUCAGAUCUCAAUGAAUUACCUCAUCCCAAAACAAAUUGAAGCAAACGGGAUUAGUGAUCAGAUAAUCAGCUUUUCCAAACCAAUGGUCACCAAAGUGGUCAAAGAAUACACCAUGGAAAGUGGAGUAAGAAAUCUUGAUAGAUGUAUGGGAAGUAUCUGCCGCUCUGUGGCUUACAAAUACGCUAUAACUAAGCAGAGAGACGGAUUUGAGAAGAUUGAUGUUGACGAAGAGCUUAUCAUCAAGGCUCUUGGGAAUCCAAAAUUUAACUUUAUUCUGAACAAAAAGAUCAGCAGGCCAGGAUUAGCCAUUGGUCUUGCCUAUACUUCUGUUGGAGGGAAAUCACUUCUCAUAGAGACUUCUAAAUACCCUGGAAACGGAAAGCUAAAAUUAACCGGGAAACUAGGUGAUGUCAUGAAAGAAAGCGUAGCCACUGCCUUGAGCUGGAUUAAGACCAAUUCCAUAAGGUUAGGACUAAUUCAGGAAAAGAGCUAUACAAAUCCGCAAGAUUUUGACAUCCUUGAAGAAGAUUAUAUUAAUGAAGGAGACUAUAAAGCAAUAUCCUUUUCAAAAUAUGACGUUCAUUGACAUUUUCCCGCUGCUGCCAUCCCGAAAGAUGGUCCGAGUGCUGGAGUGACUAUCACAACUGCUCUUGUUUCAUUGUUUACCAAUAGAAGAGUGAAGGAUUCUAUUGCAAUGACAGGAGAAAUAUCUUUGCAUGGGGAUGUCCUCCCGGUUGGCGGAAUCAAAGAGAAGUGAAUCGCAGCUAUGCAGAGUGGAAUUAAGCUAGUUCUCCUUCCAGAGGAAAAUAGAUUAGACGCUCAAGAUCUUCCGGAUGAUGUAAAAGAAGCUCUAGAAAUUAGAUUUUGAACUAAGAUUGAUGAAGUAUUAGAGAAUGCGCUCUCGCAUGAGAUAGACCAAGAGUUUAUUAGAGAUGCUUACAAGCCAUUAUUCACUAGCAAAAUUUAA